This is a messenger RNA of Coniosporium apollinis CBS 100218, 1026 nucleotides long. RefSeq names its product GTP cyclohydrolase I. NCBI's taxonomy places the organism in Eukaryota, Fungi, Ascomycota, Dothideomycetes. The record is from RefSeq and is a predicted model, not a curated record. The transcript has 3 exons. Gene Ontology annotation, molecular function: zinc ion binding; GTP cyclohydrolase I activity; GTP binding. Gene Ontology annotation, biological process: tetrahydrofolate biosynthetic process; tetrahydrobiopterin biosynthetic process. The coding region runs from base 1 to 1026 and encodes 341 amino acids. Gene Ontology annotation, cellular component: cytoplasm.
AUGGACGGCCAUCCGCACCAGCCGCGGCCGAAAUCUGCCGUGCCGUCGCACCUCCUCAAUGGAAGCUCUCCUUUGGCUCCCGUCCACGAGAACCGGAACCGAAAGGAGCGCGAGAAUCUCUUUGCUUCCAUCCAGUCAUCUAAUGGUCCUCGAAGAGAACCCAUAGACCUUGAUGGGCCAAAUGGCUUCUACUCCGACCACAAGCCUCCUAAAUCGGAAGCCAAUACAAAUGCGCGCCAUGGAGCGAGGCGGUCUUUAGAGAACCUCAACGAGGUACAUGCGCGAGAUCCAAGAGACGAAGCUGCCCCGCCUACACCUCUAGCGACCAGUCGCCCAGCAAGCCCUUUCACUCAAUACCCCACAAUCGAUUUCGAUGGCCUCAGCUGGCCGAGCUUGGGCACUCUGGCGCGGAAGGAAGCCACCGACGAGGAGAGAGAAGACAGACUGGCGAAACUGUCCAAUGCAGUGAAGACGAUACUUGAGUGCAUCGGCGAAGAUCCGGAGCGCGAGGGGCUACACGAGACUCCGGAGAGGUACGCCAAGGCUAUGCUCUACUUUACCAAGGGGUAUGAGCAGAACCUCAGGGAUAUUGUCAAUGGAGCAGUGUUUCACGAGGACCACGACGAACUCGUAAUCGUCAAGGAUAUUGAAGUCUUCUCGCUUUGCGAGCAUCAUCUGGUCCCAUUCACCGGCAAGGCAAGUCAUGCUCCCUGUACUGCGGAUAUGCACAUUGGAUAUAUCCCCAAUCGCCGUGUCUUAGGGCUCUCUAAGCUCGCGCGCAUCGCCGAAAUGUUUGCCCGAAGACUGCAGGUCCAGGAGCGGCUAACGAAGCAAGUUGCACUCGCUCUUUCAGAGGUACUUCAACCGCAAGGUGUGGGUGUUAUUAUGGAGUCAAGCCAUCUAUGCAUGGUUAUGAGAGGCGUGGAGAAGACGCAGUCAACAACCGUUACCAGCUGCAUGCUUGGUGUCAUGCGAUCCACUGCUAAGACCCGAGACGAAUUCAUGAAAUUAGCAUUGCGAAGAUGA